UUCAAAAUAUAAUUUGUAUUACUCUCUUGCAUAUUAUUUGACAUCAGAAAGGAAAAUGAAAGUCCUUUUACUGUUCGUGUUGGUUGGCACAGUAUCUGCGCAAUGGGACACCAACAUGGCGUAUGGCAGACAAGUGAUGGUUCAUCUGUUUGAAUGGAAGUGGUCAGAUAUUGCCUCAGAGUGUGAAAAUUUCCUAGGCCCAAACGGAUUUGGUGGUGUCCAGAUCUCUCCACCUUACAACCACAUAAACGUCUGGUCGCCUCAUCGUCCCUGGUGGGAACGCUAUCAGCCUCAGAGCUACGACCUGAACAGCCGUAGCGGAAGUGAAUCGGAAUUCGCCGAUAUGGUACAUAGAUGCAACAAUGCUGGAGUUCGAAUCUAUCCUGAUGCUGUCUUCAACCACAUGGCGGCCAUCGGCUAUGACUUCCCCAAAGUGCCCUUCAGCAAAUAUGAUUUCAACGUACCACAAGGAAAAUGCUCAACAGGAGGUGAUAUAAAAAGUUAUCAAGAUGUUAACCAGGUGCGUAAUUGUAACCUGGUCGGAUUGUCUGAUCUAGAUCUUGGCAAGGAUUAUGUGCGCGGCAAGAUCAUCGAUUACCUGAACAAAAUGAUCGACUAUGGUGUGGCAGGGUUCCGCAUUGACGCCUGUAAACAUAUGUGGCCCGGUGAUCUUGGAGCCAUAUAUGGCGGCCUCAAUAACCUGAACGGUAAGUACUUCAACUCUGGCUCCCGUGCGUUCAUGUUCCAAGAAGUGAUUGAUCAAGGUGGAGAACCGAUAACAGCAGGAGAAUACACAGGUCUCGGCCGUGUGACUGAAUUCAAAUAUUGCUUGCGAAUUGCUGAAGGAAUCCGUGGCAGCACUCCGAUGAAGCACUUUAGUAACUUUGGAUCAGAAUGGGGAAUGCUUAGUGACGGCAGCGCACUUGUAUUUGUUGAUAACCACGACAACCAGCGAGGGCAUGGCGGAGGAGGAAGCAUCAUUACUCAUGAGGAGUCGCGUCUGUAUAAGAUGGCAACCACGUUUAUGAUGGCUCAUCCAUAUGGUGCAAAGCGGGUUAUGAGUAGCUAUUACUUUAACCACAAUACCGACCAAGGCCCACCAUCUGAUGGCAGUGGUAACACCAACUCUGUACAGAUCAACGCCGACGGAACGUGUGGGGGAGGCUGGGUAUGUGAACAUAGAUGGCGACAGAUUACAAAUAUGGCUGAGUUUGCCAACGCAGCUGCAGGACAACCACAGUCAAACUGGUGGGACAACGGUAAUAAGCAAAUUGCUUUUGGUCGUGGAAACAAAGCCUUCUACGUGUUGAAUGUUGACAGUUAUGGUCUCAACGAGCGCCUGUACACAGGCAUGCCCUCUGGCGAAUAUUGCAACGUCAUCACUGGUUCCUUUGACAAGAACUCGGGCACCUGUAGUGGACCAACUAUCAAUGUUGACGGUUCUGGUUAUGCAUCUUUCAGUGUCAGCAACGGAGAAGACCCCAUGGCUGCCAUCCAUGUGAAUGCACGUGUUGGUGACACAAGUGGUGGCGGCGGCGGUGGAGAUAACGGCGGCGGUGGUGGAGAUAACGGUGGGGGUACUCCAGUAACCGCCGCUCCUCCCCCAGCUGGGACAACACGCACAGUUAUAUUCGUGUAUAAGCCAACUUCUUAUGGUCAGGAUCUUUUCAUCCGAGGCGGUAUUGAUCAUUCACAGCGCACAGGUUGCACAAGCACUGCCACAACCAGUGCAUGUGCCUUGCCAAUAUCGCAUAACGUCGGAGGAACAAACAGCAAAUACAAUGCUUGGAAAACUGGUGAUAAUUACCUCGAUUGGUAUGGUACCGAGUCUGGACAAGGCAGCUACAACGGACAGGCGCCCGAUGGCACACCCCUCAUCUGGACCACAAACAAUGCUGGCUCCAGUGAAAAAGUUGAUUCUGAUGGUGUUGGAUAUACUUCCUUAAACCAAUGGGGAGAUCACUACUGGAUGCUCGAUGUCAACAUGAAUUGUGAUAAGACAGACAACGGCUGGUUUGAACUCAAGGCGUACUUAAGUAACGGCGAUGGAUGGGAAAGCGACAGAGAUCAAUCUAGUUGCAGCGGAUCCGUCGGUGGCAGCAAACCAUAUUCUACAGGGAAUCACUUCGCCAGAUGUGGUUACAUCAACGUCUUCAAGUUUAAUGACAAUUCCUGUAUUAUCAAUUCUUUUUAGCGUUUAAAAUAACCGAGGCAUACUAAUAAUAAAAUAAAUAUGACGAAUAAUAAUAAACCUUGACAUAGAAAACAAA
This is a messenger RNA of Anneissia japonica, 2270 nucleotides long. RefSeq names its product alpha-amylase 4N-like. Gene Ontology annotation, biological process: carbohydrate metabolic process. Lineage: Eukaryota; Metazoa; Echinodermata; Crinoidea; Comatulida; Comatulidae. The record is from RefSeq and is a predicted model, not a curated record. Gene Ontology annotation, molecular function: alpha-amylase activity; cation binding. The coding region runs from base 56 to 2194 and encodes 712 amino acids. The transcript has 6 exons.